Molecule: messenger RNA, 12778 nt
Organism: Drosophila takahashii
Lineage: Eukaryota; Metazoa; Arthropoda; Insecta; Diptera; Drosophilidae
Gene: Obsc
Product: Obscurin
Biological process (GO): protein phosphorylation; homophilic cell-cell adhesion
Cellular component (GO): plasma membrane
Molecular function (GO): protein kinase activity; protein binding; guanyl-nucleotide exchange factor activity
Source: RefSeq, a predicted model, not a curated record
GCGGAUAUUGUAUUCGUGAGCCGGGAUUAUCAGGCUCAAGCAAUGGCCACCGACGAAAUCAGCGUUUCUCGCGGGGAUCUGGUCGAACUGAUAAGUUCAAAAGCUUCCGAAAAAUCAAGAUGCUUUGUUAGAAUGUUUGAUAGUGGUGAUUCCCCCAAAGAAGGCUGGGUGCCCAUUGAAAUUUUAGAAUUUAAUCCCACUAUGAGUAGCUCGUCAAAUGGCAAAGAAAGUGGAGAUGCGGAAUUUAGAAAAAUGACUAUUCUCAGGGAGCUGGUGGAAACUGAGGAGGAAUUCUCCAGGGAUCUGCUUCAUGUGGUUGAGAAAUAUAUAAAGGGUAUCGACAAGCCGGUGGUGCCAAGAUCUGUUCGGGAUAAUAAGGAUAUAAUAUUCUGCAAUUUCCUACAAAUCGCCGAGUUUCACAAUAACGUAUUGAAGGAAGGCCUAAAAUGCUAUAGUAACCAACCGAAUAUGGUGGCCAAAACCUUUCUGCGCUUGGAAAGGGACUUUGACAAGCAUGUGGUCUAUUGCCAGAAUGAACCUUUGGCGCAGGAUUACUUGACCUCAAGUCCCGAUGCCAAGAAGUACUUCCAAGAACUUUCAAAACAGCUUGGAGACGACAAAUCUCUUUCAGAACAUCUUAAACUCCCCAUCCAGAGAAUAAACGACUAUCAACUUUUGUUCAAGGACUUUAUUAAGUACUCGCUAAGCUUGAAAGAGAACGUUAAAGACUUGGACAGGGCCUUAGAGUUAAUGCUUAGUGUGCCCAGUAGAGCGUACGACAAUAGGUUUCUUUCCAGCAUCGAGGGCUGUCGGGGUAACAUCUACAAGUUGGGGCGCCUGCUCCUCCACGACUGGUGCAACGUGCUCGAUAAGGAGGGCAAGUCGCACGAUCGCUACUGCUUCCUGUUCAAGUCGCGCAUUUUGGUGACCAAGGUCCGAAAGAUAUCCGAGAACAGAUCCGUAUUUAUAUUGCAAAACAUCGUCAAGCUUCCACUCUGCAACAUUGAGCACAAAGCCGACGAGAAACAAAUCCAGUUGAGUCUGAAAACACCAGAGGCCAACUCAUUCUUGCCCAUAAUCAUUAGGCCCCAUGGCCAAGAGUCGUCUCACUUGACCUGGUUCAACGAGAUCUCCAGCCACAUCAACCAGGACGUCACUUUGCAGGAGCACAAUGCCGAUGACCUGAAGGUCGAUUCAUCCCAAAUCGCCUCCGAGAGUGAGCUAAUCCUCCAUCUUCCGCAACGGGCCGAGGCCCACGAUCCGAAUCUCAGUGUCCGACCCUCUGACGUGGCCGAGAACUUCUUCCUGAGCAAGGAGACCAAGGAGCGUCUCCAGCACGAACAGCAGGAGCUGCUGAAGCUGGAGCAGGAGGCCAUAGAGCUGUACAAGAAACAGCAGUCUUCCAAGUCGUCAUCCACAAAGACCGAAUCGGUCCAGAUCACAACUAGCUCCCAGGUUAAAACUAGCUCGGAAGUUCGUAAGGUGGUAUCUCCUCCACCUCCUCCACCACAGUCUACAGUAAAGGAAGUAACUCCAGUGAAGGUAGUUACACCUCCACCUCCGCCAAAAGAGAUAACUCCUGUGAAGGUAGCUACUCCUCCACCAAAAGAGAUUACUCCCGUGAAGGUAAAAACUCCUGUGAAGGUAGCUACUCCUCCACCACAGCCUCAAGUGGUUGCUCCUCCUGCAAAGGACGCUACUCCUCCGCAACCUCCUCUCAAGGAAGUCCAAAAAGUAGAGCCAGCUUCACAUUCCAAGGAAGUCGAAGCUCCAGUCGCGCCAGUUAAGCUCCAAGAAACUGUAACCGAAACCAGGUCAACCGCUGUAGUCGAAUCAAGCCAAUCUAGUCAGAUUCAGGAGGAGAUAUUAGUCACUGAAGAGAUCUCCUUAGCUGGUAAGCAAGCCGAAGAACCCCAGCGAGAACCGUCACCAUAUUCGAUUCCAAUGAUCCAAGUUUACCGACCCGUAGAAAGCGAUAACCAAGUUGUGGUAACCAAGCACAAGCCCAUCGAGCUGAAAGACAUUGUUGGCUAUAGCGAGUCUCUCCGGGACGGCGAUACUGUUCCUUCCGGAGGGGGAUCGCAGGGUCGCCAGCAGGGCUACACCGCCAAUAUAACCGAUCACGCUUCACUAACCAUCUGGAAUAACCGGCUAGCUAACAUCGCCGGCGAUCGCAGUGGGGCUAACCAGUAUCUGCAGCAAUCUGGUCCUCCGCCGCCGCCCAUUCCUCCGAACUUUACGCGCAUGCCCGGCUUCUUCCAACCGCUUCCACUAAUCGCUUACGAGACCACCAUUGAGAUACUAAUUGUCAAGGCACGCCCCCCACCGCCGCCCCCGCCGCCGCCCACUAUCAAGCGGGUUCUAGUCCAUACUGAGAGUCUAGAGCAGAAGACCCAGAACUUCUUCGAGGGCAUCUACGAUGCCGCCUCGUCGGAUACAUCGCUUCGCAAUGCCAAGCAGAAGAUUCGCAGCAUCAAGAACACGGUCCUGAAGUCAAAGGACUCGACCAAUUAUGCCCAAGACACUGUACAGAAGGCCAAGGCCCGCGAUUUCUUGCACAUUUUCACCCCGCCCGUUAAGAAACGACCCAUUUACGAGAUCGUUGAGGAGCCCGUUAAUAUCUUUGAGCUUGAAGGCGAAUAUACUGAGUCUAUUGCUGACGAUUUCAGAGAGCCAAGUGCCGAUUUUGAAGCCAGGGGCCAAAGCGUCGGUGGUAUGGAUGAUUAUUAUUCUGCUGGCUACUCAAGGGCUUCAACACGUCGCUAUGAAUCCAAAUCUCGGGACUACGACCGGGGGACCUCCUACGAUAGCACCGUAGAGCGAUCGCAGUAUGGCAUAAGUUCCAGGCGGGAUCGGAGUUCCGUUGACAAGGUCGAAGCCAGAUCUUCUCUUUUGGCCACUGGACGUACAGAAAGUCGUGCUGCAAGUCGUGCCGAAAGCCGUGCCGAAAGUCGUGCCUCCUAUUCGGUUGCAGAAUCGCGUGCCGGAAUCCGGUCAUCAUCUCGUCUUCAAGAGGAUCGACCCCUUCGCUCCGUCGACAAGCCCGUGGUGGUCAAGAUGCUGAAGAGCGUUCAAGUGGACCCUGGAGAGACCGCGCAUUUCGAGAUCCAAUUCAAGGAUCAACCUGGAUUGGUUACCUGGCUGAAGGACAACAAGCCUCUGGAAGAUCGCUUGGCUGACAGAAUCACCCAAACCGCUGCUCCAAUGAAUUCUUACCGAUUGGACAUCAAGAACUGCAGUGAGACUGAUGCAGGAACCUAUACCAUUCGGGCCCAGUCUGCAUCAGAAACGACAACUGUUUCGGCUCAGCUCGCUGUUGGCCAAGCUCCUGGACAUGAUGAGACGAAGACCAAUACCGAGCCAGCUUUCCUGGUUAGCCUGAAAGAUGCCGAGAUGAUCGAGAACACUCUCUUCCGUUUCAUGAUCAAGAUCAAAGGGGAUCCCAAGCCCAGGGUGAAAUUCUACAAGGACGAAAAGGAAAUACUGGAGACCAAUGAUAGGAUCCAAAUUAUUCGAGACAAGGACUAUCUGGGUUUCUAUGAGCUGGUAAUUGCCGAUGUCCAGAAGACCGACAGUGGAACCUACUCGUGCAAGGCCACGAACAAGUUCGGUGAAGCUACUUGCGAAGCUGUAGCCACCACAGUGGAGGAUAGAAAUCCAUUUGGAGCCCUGAGCGGACAAAUUCUGCCAGCUGGCGAGAAGCCAGUUUUCCAAUGGAAGCGAAAUGGUGAGGAGUUCGAUCCCGAGGAACGCUUCAAGGUGCUCUUCGGCGAGGAUGAGGACUCCUUGGCUCUGGUCUUCCAGCACGUGAAGCCCGAGGAUGCGGGCAUCUACACCUGCGUGGCUCAGACCUCAACCGGCAACAUCUCGUGCAGUGCCGAGCUCUCGGUUCAGGGUGCCAUUCAGACCCUCAACCGGGAGCCCGAGAAGCCCACCCUGGUGAUCGAGCACCGCGAGGCGAACGCCAGCAUCGGCGGCUCGGCCAUUCUGGAGCUCCAAUGCAAGGGCUUCCCCAAGCCGGCGGUGCAGUGGAAGCACGACGGUGAGGUCAUCCAGGUGGACGACAGGCACAAGUUCAUGUACGAGGAUGAGGAGAGCAUGUCGCUGGUGAUCAAGAACGUGGACACUACAGACGCCGGAGAGUACACCAUUGAAGCCAUCAAUGAACUCGGCCAGGAUGAGUCGACCAUUAACUUGGUGGUUAAAGCUCCUCCCAAAAUCAAGAAAGUCACGGAUAUUACCUGUUCCGCCGGCGAGACCAUCAAGAUGGAGAUCGAAGUGGAGGGCUUCCCGCAACCCACUGUCCAGGUGACCAACAAUGGCAAGGAUGUGACGGCCGAGAGCAACGUUAAGAUCUCCUCGAGUUCCAUUGGCAAGAGUCUGGAGAAGGUCGUCGUCGAGGUGAAGGAGAUCAAGCUCUCGCAGGCGGGCAACUACUCCAUCAAGGCCACCAACGAUCUCAGCCAGACGUCGGAGUACUGGAGCUGUACGGUGAAGUCGAAGCCGGUGAUUGUGAAGCACUUCGAGAGCGAGUACAUCCACGGGGAGAAGGAGCACGUCCAGAUGACGGUGCGGAUCGAUGCCUAUCCGGAGGCCAAAUUGAUUUGGUACCAUGACGAGACGGAGAUCAAGAUAACGGAUGCGAAAUACACGGUUAGCAGCGAUGGCAAUGCCUACACGCUGAAGAUCACCGGAGCCACUCGUGUGGAUGCCGGCAAGUACACCGUGAAGGCCACCAAUGAGCACGGAUCGGCCACCAGUUCCACUCAGCUGCUGAUCAAGUGCACUCCCGAGUUCACCCAGAAACUGAAGAACAUCACCGUCGCCGAGGGCGACUCCAAUGUGGAGUUGGUGGUGGGUGUGGACGCAUAUCCUCGUCCCCAUGUUAAAUGGUACAUUGAUGGCAUUGAAAUCGAUGAGAAGAGGAACGAUUUCCGUCACGUGGAGGAGGGCAAUAACUUCAAGCUGAUCAUGAACCAGGUGGCCACCAAUAUGCAGGGCAACUACACCUGCAAGAUCAUGAACGACUAUGGAAAACUGGAGGACAACUGCGUGGUGACAGUAAAUUGCAAACCCAAGGUCAAGCGUGGACUCAAGAACAUUGAAGUCCAGGAGGGCAAGUCCUUCACUCUUGAGGUUGAAGUAUACAGCGAACCAGAGGCCAAAAUCAAAUGGUUCAAGGAUGGUCAUGAAAUUUAUGAGGACGCCCGCAUUAAAAUCUCCCGGGACACCCAGCGCAUUGAGAACUACUAUCUCACUUUGAAUCUGGCCAGAACUGAAGAUGCGGGCACCUAUGAGAUGAAGGCCACCAACUUUAUUGGCGAGACCACCUCAACCUGCAAGGUUGCCGUUUUAACUAGCGACUCUUUGUCUCUGGGACAGACCGUAACAAAAACUAUGAUUGCGACGACUGAAGAACCUGAAGAAGGGGCUGUUCCUGAAAUCGUACAUGUCGAUGUCUUCCAGCAGCACAGCUACGAAAGUGUGCCCCUCAAGUAUGAAGUCAUUGCCACAGGUAUUCCCAAACCAGAAGCAAUUUGGUAUCACGAUGGAAAGCCAAUUACGGCCGAUAAGCACACUGCUAUUACUGUCGAUGGGGAUCAUUAUAAGCUGGAGGUGCAGUCGCUUGAUUUAGUCGAUGCGGGAGAAUAUAGGGUGGUUGUUCAAAAUAAGUGCGGCGAGAAAUCGCAUCAGGGGGAUCUUUCCCUGUCGGGCAUCGCUGAAUAUCGCAAGCCUAUCCUGACCCAAGGACCUGGACUGAAGGACAUUAAGGUCAACAAGGGCGACAAGGUCAACGAACCAGUUGUGUUCACCGCAGAUCCUGCUCCUGAAAUCGUCUUACUCAAGGAUGGCCAGCCCGUCAAGGAGAGCAAUAAUCUCAAGCUGAAGGUGGAAAAGAAGGACGCGGAGAAUGGAUUGGUUCAGUACACUUGCACUCUGAACAUCUUGGAAGCUGAGAUUAAGGAUUCCGGACGCUAUGAACUGAAGGUGAAGAACAAGUACGGUGAGCUGGCCACUAGUGGAUGGAUCGAUGUGCUGGCCAAGCCGGAGAUUUCUGGCCUGAAUGAUACCAAAUGUCUGCCGGGCGACACCAUUUGCUUUGAGGCUCUGGUCCAGGCCAAUCCGAAACCGAAGGUUUCCUGGACUCGUGGCAAUGAGAACCUGUGCAACAACGAGAACUGCGAGGUCAUCGCAGACGUUGAUGCCGAUAAGUAUCGACUGGUCUUCCAGUCCGUUUCCCCCAGUGAAGAUGGUAAAUACACCAUCACAGCCACGAACAGCGAGGGAAGGGCCACGGUGGACUUUAAUUUGGCGGUGCUGGUGGAGAAACCCACCUUUAUUGUGCAACCCGAGAGCCAGAGCAUCCACGACUUUAGACCCGUCUCCACCAAGGUUCUGGUGCACGGUGUUCCACUGCCCACAAUUGAAUGGUUCAAGGACGACAAGCCCAUCAACUAUGAGGCUAUUAACAAGCCCAGCAAGGACAAGCUGUACGGCAAGGAGGACACCAAGAAGGGUACCGACCAAAUCGAAAGUGUUUUCGACAUCAAAACAUUCAGGGAAAACGAUGUGGGAGCGUAUACUUGUGUGGCCACCAAUGAAAUCGGAGUGACCAAGGCCCCCUUCAAGUUGGCUUUGUUGGCCCUCGCACCCAGCUUUGUGAAGAAGCUGGACAAUGCUCUGGAUGUGCUGCAGGGUGAACCUCUGGUCCUCGAGUGCUGCGUGGACGGAAGUCCCCUGCCCACCGUUCAGUGGCUCAAGGAUGGUGAUGAAGUCAAGCCCAGCGAGAGUGUUAAGAUUUCCACCAAUCCGGAUGGCCUGGUUAGGCUGGAGAUCAACAGCUGCCAACCCAACGAUUCGGGAGCCUACAAGCUGAUCAUAUCCAAUCCUCAUGGCGAGAAGGUGGCUUUGUGUGCGGUGGCUGUUAAACCUGAGGAGAUGCAGCCAAAGUUCCUGAAACCUAUUACCGGCCAGACGGUCGUGGUGGGUGAACCCCUGAAAUUGGAGGCCCAGGUCACUGGAUUCCCGGCGCCAGAGGUCAAGUGGUACAAGGAUGGCAUGCUGCUGCGCCCAAGUCCAGAGAUUAACUUCAUCAACAGCCCCAAUGGUCAAAUUGGACUAAUCAUCGAUUCUGCCCAGCCUCUGGAUGCUGGAGUCUACAAGUGUCUGAUCGCCAACAAGGGCGGCGAAAUCGAGGGCGUGUCCAAGGUGGAGAUCGUGCCCAAGGAAUCGAAGCCUGUCUUCGUGGCCGAACUCCAGGAUUCCUCCAGCAUUGAGGGCUUCCCCGUGAAGAUGGACAUCAAGGUGAUUGGAAACCCCAAGCCGAAGCUCCAGUGGUUCCAUAAUGGUCACGAAAUCCAGCCCGAUCCAAGCCACAUUGCCAUUGUGGAGAAUCCGGACAAGAGCACCAGCCUGAUCAUCGAGAAAACGGUUCCCGGUGACUCGGGUUUGUAUGAGGUGAUUGCCCAGAAUCCCGAGGGAUCGACUGCCUCCAAGGCCAAGCUUUAUGUGGCUCCCAAGGCCGAUGAAACCGCCACCGAGGAGGCUCCACAAUUUGUGUCCGCUCUGCGGGAUGUUAAUGCCGAUGAGGGUCAGGAGCUGGUGCUCUCUGCUCCAUUCAUUUCGAACCCAAUGCCCGAGGUGAUUUGGUCAAAGGAUGGCGUCACUCUGACUCCCAACGAACGCCUGCUGAUGACCUGCGAUGGCAAGCACAUUGGACUGACCAUCAAGCCGGCUGAAGCCGCCGACUCUGGAAACUACACUUGCCUGCUGGCCAAUCCGCUGGGCGAGGACUCCUCCGCCUGCAACGCGAAUGUCAGGAAGGUCUACAAGCCACCGGUGUUCACCCAAAAGAUAUCCGAUCAGCAGCAGGUGUUCGGCAACAAUGCCAAGAUCCCCGUUACCGUUUCCGGUGUUCCCUAUCCGGAUCUCGAGUGGUACUUCCAGGACAAGCCCAUUCCCAAGUCGGACAAGUACAGCAUCAAGAACGAUGGAGAUCAUCACAUGCUGAUCGUGAACAAUUGCGAGAAGGGUGACCAGGGUGUCUACAAGUGCAUCGCCAGCAACAGGGAGGGCAAGGAUAUCACCCAAGGACGUCUCGAUAUCGUCAAUGAGAUUAAGAAGCAUUCGCGAUCGGAGCCACCAGUGUUCCUCAAGAAGAUUGGCGAUUGUGAUAUCUACGAGGGCAUGGUUGCCAAGUUCACGGCCUGUGCCACGGGAUAUCCAGAGCCGGAAGUCGAGUGGUUCAAGAACGACCAGAAGCUCUUCCCCUCGGACCGGUUCUUGAUUGAUAUCGAGCCGAAUGGCCUUCUCAGGCUGACCAUUAAAAAUGUUACCGAGUACGAUGUGGGCCGCUAUUCCUGCCGCAUUUUCAACCCAUACGGAGAUGAUAUUUGCCAUGCUGAGCUGUUCUACGAUUCUCUGGAUAGCCAGCAGAAGCCCUUGGAAGACCAGUAUACCGAUUUCAAGAAGUACAAGAAGUCCGGUGCUCCUCCGCCAUUGUCGGAGGGUCCCAUUAUAUCUCGCAUGACCGAUCGCGGAUUGCUCUUGUCAUGGAAUCCUUCGGUGCCCUUAACUCCCCGCUAUCCUAUCACUUACCAGAUCGAAAUGAUGGAUUUGCCAGAAGGAGAUUGGCGCACCCUGAGGACGGGAGUUCGCAGCUGUGCCUGUGAUAUCCGUAACUUGGAACCUUUCCGAGAUUAUCGAUUCCGAGUGCGAGUGGAGAACAAGUUUGGUGUGAGCGAUCCCAGUCCCUAUACCCAAACUUACAGGCAAAAACUGGUACCAGAUCCACCGAAAACUUAUACCUACCUGCCACCAGGCACUGACUUCAGGCCAGAAACUUCGCCCUACUUCCCCAAGGACUUUGAUAUCGAGAGACCUCCGCAUGAUGGUUUGGCACAGGCACCUCAAUUCCUGCUGCGCGAGCAGGACAUCAGUUAUGGAGUCAAGGAUCACAACACGGAGCUGAUGUGGUUUGUCUACGGCUAUCCCAAGCCCAAGAUGACUUACUACUUUGAUGACAUGAUCAUUGAGUCGGGUGGCAGAUUUGAUCAGAGCUACACUCGCAACGGACAGGCCACGCUCUUCAUUAACAAAAUGUUGGAUCGGGAUGUUGGCUGGUAUGAGGCUGUGGCCACCAACGAACAUGGAGAGGCCAGGCAGCGGGUGAGACUGGAGAUUGCGGAGCAUCCGAGGUUCCUGAAGCGUCCCGAUGAGACCUUCAUUAUGUCCCGCAAAAACGGAAGAAUCGAGGCCAAGUUGGUGGGCAUUCCGCUGCCAGAAGUGCAUUGGUUCAAGGACUGGAAACCGAUUGCCGAGUCAUCCAGGAUUAAGAUUAGCUCCUAUGACCCUGACAUCUACGUGCUCUCGAUCCACGACUCGAUCAUCAAGGACGGUGGCUUGUACUCCAUUAGUGCCAGAAACAUUGCCGGCUCCAUUAGCACUUCGGUUACGGUGCACAUCGAGGAGAACGAGGAUCAGUAUAUCUACAAGACCUACGGCAGACAUCCGUAUGUGCGUUCCAAGCAGUUGCGCUACCAGGACAAGUACGACAUUGGAGAUGAACUGGGUCGUGGAACUCAGGGAAUCACAUACCACGCUGUGGAGCGUUCUUCCGGUGACAAUUAUGCUGCUAAGAUCAUGUACGGACGACCCGAGUUGCGUCCGUUCAUGCUGAACGAACUGGAGAUGAUGAACACGUUCAAUCACAAGAACCUCAUCCGUCCCUAUGACGCCUAUGACACCGAUCGAAGUGUAACGCUGAUCAUGGAACUGGCUGCCGGUGGAGAGUUGGUCAGGGAUAAUCUCCUCAGACGCGACUAUUACACGGAACGAGAUAUUGCCCACUACAUCAGGCAGACACUGUGGGGCCUGGAGCACAUGCACGAAAUGGGCGUGGGUCACAUGGGUCUUACGAUCAAGGACCUCCUGAUCUCCGUGGUCGGCGGUGAUCUCAUCAAGGUGUCUGAUUUUGGACUGUCGAGGAAAAUCAACAGGCACAAUCUGUCGACCCUGGACUAUGGAAUGCCCGAGUUUGUUUCGCCCGAAGUGGUGAACAAGGAGGGAGUCAACUUCUCCCACGACAUGUGGACCGUCGGCCUGAUCACCUACGUGCUGCUCGGCGGUCACAAUCCAUUCCUGGGCAUUGACGAUAGGGAAACCCUGACCAAGAUUCGCGAGGGUCGUUGGGACUUCAAGGACGAGAUUUGGACCCAUAUCUCGGACGAUGGCCGUGACUUCAUCAGUCGAUUGCUGCUCUACAGUCCCGAGGAACGUAUGGAUGUGAAGACCGCUCUGAAGCAUCCCUGGUUCUUCAUGCUCGAUCGCCAGGUCUACGACCAUGACUAUCAGAUCGGAACCGAUCGGCUGCGCAACUACUACGACCACUUCAGGGACUGGUAUGCCAAUGCCUCGUGCAAGAACUACUUCCGCAGGCGCCGCUUGAGCGGCUGCUUCCAGCACCCGUCCAAGAUGGUCUAUCCCCCGGGACACGUCUACACGCCGGAGAACACCCCGGAGCCCCUGCCGGAGCCGAGGAUCCGGGCCAAGCGCGAGGAGGUGGUCUCCAAGUACUUGCAUCCCGACUACGAACUGGGCCUCAUUCAAUCCGAGAGUCACUACCAAUAUGGACCCGACACUUAUCUUCUGCAAUUGCGUGAUGUCAACUUCCCUGUGAGAUUGCGAGAAUACAUGAAGGUGGCCCAUCGCCGUUCGCCUUCCUUUGCCUUGAACGAUUCAGUGGAUUGGUCGCUGCCCGUGAUCCGCGAGAGACGUCGCUUCACCGACAUCAUGGACGAGGAGAUCGAUGACGAGCGCACCCGCAGUCGCAUCAGCAUGUACGCGGCCAAUGAAUCCUACUCCAUCAGGAGAUUGCGCACCGAAUUGGGACCCCGUUUGGAUGAGUACACCGAAGCGGAUGCCAUGAUCGAGACCCAGCGGGAGGGCUACCCGCCCUUCUUCCGCGAGAAGCCCCAGACUAUCGCCAUAACGGAGAACCAGCCAAGUCACAUCCACUGCUUCGCCGUGGGAGAUCCCAAGCCGUGUGUGCAGUGGUUCAAGAACGACAUGGUUCUGUCCGAGAGCAAGAGGAUAAAGAUAUCGGUGGACGAGGACGGUCGCUCCAUCCUGCGCUUCGAGCCGGCCCUGCACUUCGAUGUGGGCGUCUACAAGGUGGUGGCCAGGAACAAGGUGGGUCAAACCGUGGCCCGAUGCCGCAUCGUGGUGGCCACUCUGCCCGAUGCCCCCGACUCGCCGGAGAUUUCCGCCAACAGCGGCACCGAGAUCCUGCUCCGCUGGAAGCAGCCACGCGACGAUGGCCACUCCACGGUCCUCUGCUACAGUCUGCAGUACAAGCUGAGCAACUGCGAUGCCUGGACCACGGUGGCGGAUAACAUUGACCACGAGUUCUAUCUGCUGCACGAUCUGCAGCCCAAUACCAACUAUCAGUUCCGCUUGGCCUCGAAGAACCGCAUCGGCUGGAGCGAGAUGGGCAUACCGGUGGCCGCGUCGACGGUGGGCGGAGAUGCCCCCAAGAUCCACAUCACCAAGGCCAUGAAGCAUUUACAGCAGCUCACCGAGAACGGGCAUCAGGUGAUUCCCGAGGAGGAGCGCGUCCACACCGACUACCAUUGCGAGCGGGAGCCGCCCAACUGGGUGACCGAUUCCUCCGUUAGCGACAAGUACAGCUUCAUCUCGGAGAUUGCCCGGGGCGAGUUUAGCACCAUUGUCAAGGGCAUCCAGAAGUCCACCGACACGGUGGUGGUGGCCAAGAUCCUCGAGGUGACCGACGAGAACGAGGACAAUGUGGUCGCCGAGUUUGACAACUUUAAGACGCUCCGCCACGAACGAAUCCCGGCCCUAUUCAGUGCCUAUAAGCCAUUGAAUGUGCCCAUUGCCAUCUUCGUGAUGGAGAAGCUCCAGGGCGCCGAUGUGCUGACCUACUUCAGCAGCCGGCACGAGUACUCCGAGCAGAUGGUGGCCACUGUGGUGACCCAACUGCUGGACGCCCUGCAGUAUCUGCACUGGCGUGGCUACUGCCAUUUGAACAUCCAGCCCGAUAAUGUGGUCAUGGCCUCCGUUCGCUCUAUCCAAGUGAAACUGGUCGACUUCGGCGCCGCCAAGAAGGUCAACAAGCUGGGCAUGAAGGUGACGCCCUGCGGAUCGCUGGACUUCCAACCGCCCGAGAUGAUCAACGAUGAGCCCAUAUUCCCGCAGAGCGACAUCUGGUCCCUGGGAGCGCUGACCUACUUGCUGCUGUCCGGAUGCAGUCCAUUCCGCGGCGCCGACGAGUACGAGACCAAGCAGAACAUCUCCUUCGUGCGUUACAGGUUCGAGAAUCUCUUCAAGGAGGUCACUCCCGAGGCCACGCGAUUCAUUAUGCUCCUCUUCAAGCGUCAUCCCACAAAACGACCAUAUACCGAAGAUUGCUUGGAGCACAGGUGGCUCAUGUCAUCCGACUACAUGGUUAGGAAGCGUGAACGUGCCAUCUUUUUGGGCAGCCGUCUAAAGACGUUCUGCGAUGAAUACCAUGACCUAAAGAACGCCACGGCUACGUCAUCCAAGGUUCUGAACACGGUCGCCGGCGGACCCACACCUACUCAACUACUUCGAUCGAAUAGCAUCCAGGAGGAAUUGCUCACAACAUUUUAGUCAAUUAGUUCCGAAGUAGUGUUAAGAGAAUGUUGUUUUUAUUUCUUGUAUAUAUGGAAUAUGAAUAAUUAUACAACAUCUAAAUUCUAUAUAUAUAAAUAUAUUAUCUGGUUAAUUAAAACGAAAA